UUAAAUGCAUCCAGUAUAACCGGUGGGGCUAUUUAAAGGCGUGAACGAUCGAGAACGAUCAGUCGUUCACGUUAAGUCCAUAGCUACCGGUAAUCUAUCACUAUGGACGGAGAAACUCAGAGCCUUGAAGCUAUUAUAAACAACAAUCUUAGUAGUAAAGACCUCGACGAGUUUAAUAGAAUAUACUAUGGGCGGAAGAACCAUCUCGAGGUUAAGCUGAAAGACUCUACCAUCGCUGCUGCGAAAGACAACGACUUCGAAGUCGCUGCCUACGCUUUUCCUGCAAAGAAGGAAUCUACGAGACCUCCAAGGAUUGUCAAGGUAGGCGUUAUCCAGCACUCAAUCGCCAUACCAACAGAUCGUCCCAUUAACGAGCAGAAAAAUGCUAUUCUUGCGAAAGUGAAGAAAAUAAUCGAUGUCGCUGGCCAAGAAGGUGUCAAUAUACUAUGCUUCCAAGAACUCUGGAACAUGCCGUUUGCAUUUUGUACCCGUGAGAAGAUGCCUUGGUGCGAGUUCGCAGAAUCAGCUGAAAACGGUCCUACUACUCGCUUCCUUCGGGAACUGGCCGUCAAAUACGCUAUGGUCAUAGUUUCCUCGAUUCUUGAGAGAGACGAGAACCACGCAGAUAUUCUGUGGAACACGGCAGUCGUGAUUAGCGAUUCGGGCAACGUUAUUGGCAAACAUCGCAAGAACCACAUUCCGAGAGUUGGUGAUUUCAACGAAUCUAAUUAUUACAUGGAAGGUAAUACUGGGCAUCCAGUUUUCGCUACCCGUUAUGGUAAAAUUGCUGUGAACAUCUGCUUCGGACGCCACCAUGUUCUGAACUGGAUGAUGUUCGGGCAGAAUGGGGCGGAAAUUGUGUUCAAUCCAUCAGCAACGGUUGCCGCUGAAGCUGGUAGUGAGUACAUGUGGAAUAUUGAAGCUAGGAAUGCUGCGAUUACUAACUGCUACUUCACUGCAGCUAUAAACCGGGUUGGAUACGAGGAGUUCCCUAAUGAGUUCACGUCAGGUGAUGGAAAACCGGCGCAUAAAGAUUUGGGGCUUUUCUAUGGUUCAAGCUACUUUACUGGCCCCGAUGGUGUUAGAUGCCCAGGUCUGUCUCGUACAAGGGACGGUCUUCUCAUCUCGGUAAUGGAUUUGAACAUGAACAGACAGAUAAGGGACCGUCGCUGCUAUUACAUGACUCAGCGCUUAGAUAUGUACGCGGAGAGUCUUAAGAAAGUUCUGGAUCUGGAAUUCAAGCCACAAGUUGUUCACGAGACUGAGAAGUGAAAAAAUUCUUAUAAUAUCACGCUAAUGAAUAAGAUUUAUGAUGAAGGUGAGCGUUCUCCAUGACGUUCCUAAAGGUUCAAACACCUUUGAGAACGUUAUGGAGAACUCCACCAAUCUGACUUCGCCAGCGUACUGGACUACGGCCUCAAUACCUUCUCAUUGUGGGACCCGAGCUUUAGUGGGU
Molecule: messenger RNA, 1456 nt
Organism: Pararge aegeria (speckled wood butterfly)
Lineage: Eukaryota; Metazoa; Arthropoda; Insecta; Lepidoptera; Nymphalidae
Product: beta-ureidopropionase-like
Exons: 2
Coding region: 103-1272 (389 amino acids)
Molecular function (GO): beta-ureidopropionase activity
Source: RefSeq, a predicted model, not a curated record